This is a messenger RNA of Akanthomyces muscarius, 2022 nucleotides long. RefSeq lists its product as uncharacterized. NCBI's taxonomy places the organism in Eukaryota, Fungi, Ascomycota, Sordariomycetes, Hypocreales, Cordycipitaceae. The transcript has a single exon. The coding region runs from base 1 to 2022 and encodes 673 amino acids. The record is from RefSeq and is a predicted model, not a curated record.
AUGUCAAGCGCCGGUCGGGCGGCGCUCCUGCUGUUCCUCGUCCUCUGCUUCGCAACUAGCGUCUCGGCGUUUGGUGCAGGCUCUGUCGCCAACGGCAGUAACUUCAAAGAGUUUGUUUGGCGUCAUGGCGACAUAGUCGAGGUUUUGCGUUUCUUACCUUCGAGUCUCGUGACUAAUAUUGGAUUCACGCAGCUGGAGCGGCGGCAAAUUUAUUUUGGCAACUGGCUGCGCGACUUUUCGCAGGUCGUUGACGCAACAUGUCUGGAAAAUAUUCCCGAGUCCAUUCUCCGCGCCAUUGUCUCGAUCUUGGCUAUGAUGGAGUUUGGCUACGCGACUGAUGAGUUUGACGUCACGAGAGAAAGGCUCGGAUGCUACCGACACGUUGAACACAUCGACAACCCUCGCGGUUAUAGCAGCAACGCGAACUCGAUUGAUUCUCGACUAAGGGGACCCGUGGAUCCUGUCGAGCUCGAGUUUGAUCCGGAUACUGGCAUGAAAAACUACAUUGCAAACUCAGGCAACUCAUGGGAGACCGCCUCCGACUAUAUUCGUGACCAGUUGACCAAGUGUAUCGACCUCGGCCGUCGUGGCAGGGCUGGCGAACAUGCCGCACAGAAGGAAUCCUUCAUUCAUCUGGGAGCUGCACUUCAUACACUCGAGGACUUCGCAGCACACAGCAACUAUAUCGAGCUUUGCCUGCAGGAAUUCGGUGAGGAAGACGUCUUCGCCUUCGUCGGCGAUGACUGUCGCAUUGCGCUCCCGUCACAUCUCAAAAGUGACCGCAAGGUGGCGCCUCUCGUCACAGGCACAUUCGGCAUGCUCGAUAUCUUUCACAGUCUUCUUGGGGAGGCCGAUGACAUGGCUAUUCUACAGUCACAAGGGUCACUGACCGAAGUGCAGACGCACCUCGGCUAUGGAGCGACAGCUUUCGAGCAACUAUUUGCUGCGAUUGAGACUGGCAUUGCUUCGAUCCAAACCUUCUCGUCUGAAAAUAACGCCCUUAUAAGCCAGCUCAAGACAGUACACCUGAUACUGCAGAAACUUAAGCCAGAAACGCCUGCCGGAUCUGAUGACGAGGACAGCGGUGACACUGCCUCGAGCAAGUCUUCUGCCGACGCCGACAAGGCGGAAGAUUCUGUUGAUCCUUCUCUUGUCUGGCAAGCUCUCGAGCCUCUGUUCUUCUUCCACGAUAGAAUGAAGAAAUGGCUGAAAGAAGUUGGCGCCAGCGACGACCAGGACUCGUCUGGGAAUACAAGUUCGGAAAUGAGCGAUUUGACCAACCAGUUGGUUUUUCGAGCCAUGCGAAUCGUCAUUGAAUCUUCCGUGAAAGAACUGCGGGCCACGCUGCGAGCCGCUAAGGCUAGAGUGGACAAGGAAGCAGCGUCUUCUGGCUCGGCAGCGGUCUACGAUGAAGGCUCCUCCGCCUCAGACCCUAGUCACUCCGAUCUAUCCAAGGACCACUUCUGCAAUGUUCUCAAUAGGCCGGCGGGGCUCAUAGCGACCGUGACUACGAAUUGGACAACACAAGAGAUCGUAAAGUGUUGGGAUGAUAAGGAACUGGACGCCGGAAAGUCGAUUGAUGAAAUACUCACGAUUAUGCAUCACCCAGCAUUUGUCAAGGACAAAUCUCAAAUACAGGAAUACAUGUACAUGACAGUAGAACAUUGGUGGAAGGAUCUCCCGGAAGCAGAGCGCACACUUCUACGGGAAAAACUCACAAAGGAAAGCGUGCGACAGCGUGAGCACGAAGACCAUCACUUGUUGGUGCAACCUAAUGGCCGACAAGGACCAGCGCACUUCCCAGGGUCGAAAGCGGCAGUCGUGCAGGCCAAACCCAGAAGGUCGUUCCCGCUGGAGUGGGCUCUGAAAGAGAUUGUGGCCGACUCUUUAUGGAUGUUCCAAACCACUCUCAAGUAUUUGCUCCUACCAUUCAAGCUGAUGACUCUCGCCAGAGACAAAGCCUCUGGAUUCUUCGCAGGCGUGAGUAGGAAGAACCGGAAGCAGCAGCCUGUACCACAAUAA